UAAGCUAGUGGUUGGUCGUGUGUAUGCAAACGUGUAAGCACUGCAAUAUCGAAAAUUCUUUAUUAUUAUUAAUUGAACUCGCUAUCUACGGGUAGUUUUGGUGAAUUAUUAUAUUAUUUUUCCAUAGUGUACUCGAGAGGUAUAGUUUAAAACGCUAAAACUUCGAACAAUUUGUUAUCGUCAUCUACCGUUUCUCUACAGUUUCUCACACGUGCAGUUAUUGAAUCACCAAUCUCAUAGGACAGACAUACUCUAAAAUACAAUUUAUCUUACACGAUCAAGCAAAUACUGUAAGUGAAACGCACAUACAUAAAUUAACUACAAAUAAGCAUGCACUAUAUUAAAUUAUAUCCUAAACAGUUAAAACUUAACCUAGAAGCUACCAGCUACGAGAGGGAUUCAGGUGAAGUUCAGUACUGAAGAUUUUUAAAGUUGCCCUGAAACUACUGCGUUUGUGGUUCCGCCGCUAGAAAAUUCAGUGAGAACAUUCUUUAAAAAUCUUCAUCGAUUCCUCCAGCAUGGCUACUUCGAAAGUGAACGAUCCACAGGAGCAGCGAAACUGCGUGAACUGCAACCGCCCCGACCACAUCGAAGACAUGGUGGCGUGCGAUGAUUGUAGUGCCUGGUAUCAUUACGGCUGCGCUGAUGUUAACUUUACCGUCAAGGACCAGUCGUGGACAUGUCACCCCUGUAGACUCAUUCCGAAAGCUACUAUGUCGGCGAGCGUAGGAGCCGGUGCAAAUCUGAUCGUUCCCUCCGGAGCGACGAAGAAGACGAAGAAACCAGCCGGCAGCAAAGCAAGUACUUCAAAAUCGAAAAAAACCAAUGCCAGUAAAACCGUAAGUGUAUCGUCUAGUGCAAGGGCCCGGCUCGCCUUAGAACUAGAAGUUUUGAACGAACAGCAGCAAUUAGAGGAGCUAGAGUUAGAAGAGGAAAAGCAGAUUCGAGCUAGACAGAUUAUCCAGGAGAAGUCGAUUAAAGAUCGCGAGUUAGAGAUAGAAGCUAAGAGGUUAGCAGAAGAAAAGGCGUUUCUGGAAAAGAAGACCGCUGAGGAGCUUAAGUUUCGCAGGGAUCAAAUGGCGAUAAAGAAACGGUCUUUGGAAGAGAAAGCUAAGCUUAUUCGCGAACAGUCACUGCGCGGAAGUAGUCGAGGGUCGAGCGUCAGUCAAAGUGAAUCUGUGUUGGGUGAAAAAGUGAACAAGUGGUUAGCGACUACAGAACGACCAGCUACAAGGGAUCCAACCAACCUGGAAUUAGUGAGUUCUCUCAAUAAAUUGCAGUUUGCGCAACAAAGUGAUGAACAACGAGUCACAAACAUCGGAGUCAAACUGAGUGGCCAAUACAAUUCAGCGGAAGUUCAUCCGGAUCUGAACGAUUUCGCCGAACAGGUCAACGAUUCGCAGCCUAAGACAAUUUGCGACAGCGCGAGGGGUAUGGAGAGAAAUAAUGAGAAAACGCUACAUUUCUCCAAACAAACGUAUCCGCAGUUACACCGAGAUGGAACAGAAAACGAAAACUCUUCUAUAGUGGACCAAAUAGCCGAGCAGGGUCCUACGAAUCGUCAACUAGCCGCCCGGCAGGUCAUGGGAAAGGAUCUUCCAGCAUUCUCGGGCAACCCUGAAGAGUGGCCAAUAUGGAUUAGUAAUUUCGAAAGAUCAACGGCGACGUGUGGAUUCUCUCAAGAUGAAAACCUCAUCCGAUUACAACGUUGCCUCAAAGGACCGGCGCUGGAAAUGGUCCGCGGGAGGCUUUUGACACCAGCUAGUGUACCACACGUGAUCAAGACUUUACAGUUGCGCUAUGGUCGGCCCGAAACCUUGAUUCGCGCCCUCACCGAAAGGAUUCGGCAUCUCCCACCGCCGAAAAUGGAUAAUGUGGAGAGCAUCAUCGACUUUGGAAUGGCCGUCGACAAUCUCGUGGAACAUCUAAAGACCGCAAAACAAUACGCGCAUCUGAUGAACCCUUCUCUCCUUCACGAUCUGGUCGGCAAGCUGCCGAUGGACUACAGAAUGAAGUGGGCAGCCUAUAAAGGUGCUAGGGCGGACGCUGAUUUGCGAUCCUUCGGAACGUUUAUGAACUCCAUCGUAGAGCUAGCAUUCGACGUAGCGGACGAUAAUCCAGUGAGCAAAUCAUCGAAAUCAUAUCAGAAACCAAAGGAUCGUGGUUUCGUACAGGCUCAUUUAGAAACAUCCAAUGUGGGGGAAAAUACGCCUUUCAGUAGGGGAAGUCAAGUGGAAAAAUCUAAUAGGAAGAUAUGCGUUGCGUGUGGAAUGGAAGGUCAUCGUGUGUACGAUUGUGAGCAGUUCAGAUCAUUGAACGUCGACGAAAGGAUCAAGAUUGUCAACCAAAACUCACUAUGCAGAACCUGCUUGAAUCAGCAUGGUAGAUGGCCUUGUAGGACUUGGCAAGGUUGUGGAAUUUCUGGCUGUCGACUGCGGCACCAUACACUGCUGCAUUCAUCGUCGCAGGUCACUUCGGUGGCGGUUUCUACUAGCCAUUUAAACCAAAAGCAGUCUACUGAUGGUCCUUUGUUUAGAAUAUUGCCAGUUACGCUUUGUGGACCAAACGGGAAGGUCGAACUAUUUGCGUUCAUUGAUGAAGGUUCUCAACUCACCCUCCUCGAGGACGACGUCGCUUCAAAACUUGGAAUUUCUGGACCAUGUGAGCCACUGCAGUUGCUAUGGACAGGGAAUGUUACACGCAGUGAAUCCAAAUCUCAGCGGCUUCUGGUGGACAUCGCUGGGUCACGAGUAAGCCAUCAAUUCAAGCUUGUCGACGCUCGUACCGUCGGAAAAUUGAUGCUGCCGAAACAAUCAUUAAACUACCGAGACCUUGCGGCAAGAUAUCCUCAUCUGCGUGGGCUACCAAUAAACGAAUACGAGGAAGUGGUGCCCAAGCUGCUGAUUGGUCUUGACAAUCUGAAGCUCACAAUACCAUUGAAGAUACGUGAAGGAGGUUGGAGUCAGCCAAUAGCAGCCAAAUGCCGUCUUGGCUGGAGUAUCUACGGAUGUUCACCUAGCGAGGUGGGACCGGUCACUUGUGGGUUUCACAUUGGAGGAUGGACCAAUCAAGAGCAGGAACUGAACCAGCUUGUUCGGAGCUACGUGGCGUUGGAUAAUUCUGGUAUAAUAUCACCAACAGCUCACUUAGAGUCCGACGAAGAACGACGCGCACGUGAGAUAUUAGAAGCCACAACUAGAAGAACAUCCACCGGAUUCGAAACUGGUCUGCUCUGGAAGACGGAUAAUGUUCAGCUGCCAAACAGCUACGGAAUGGCUUACCGACGGCUUCGGAGUCUAGAAAAGAAGCUCUGCGAUAACGAACACCUUUACGAACAUGUGCGGGCGAUUAUACUAGAUUACGUUGCAAAACAGUAUGCGCACGAAGCCACGGAACACGAGCUCACAAGCACUAAGCCAGAGAAAUGUUGGUACUUGCCUCUCGGGAUAGUCGUCAACCCAAGAAAGAGCAAAGUUCGACUGAUCAUGGAUGCGAGAGCGAGUGUGGACGGUGUGUCCCUCAACUCCUUUAUGCUAAAAGGCCCAGAUAUGCUAACGUCGCUGCCAGCGGUUCUCAGCAACUUCCGGAUGUUCCAGUAUGCUCUAGCUGCUGACAUAAAGGAAAUGUUCCAUCGAAUCAAGAUACGAGAAGAAGAUCGACAGUUUCAAAGAUUUCUUUGGCGUGAUCAAACUAACGUGGAACCGACAAUAUUUGUGAUGGACGUUGCGAUAUUUGGGUCCAAAUGCUCUCCGAGUUCGGCCCAAUAUGUGAAAAAUCGCAACGCACAAGAUUUCGCCGAUGAAUAUCCAAGAGCAGCCGAUGCUAUCGUUCGCCAUCAUUACGUCGACGAUUACCUGGACAGUUUCGGGACAGAAGAAGAAGCAAUAACAGUUGGUCGACAAGUGAAGAAAAUCCACGAAAGAGGCGGAUUUGAAAUACGGAAUUUCCUGUCCAACAAACCUGAAAUAGCCGAAAGUGUGGGGGCGCAAUCAGCUACAAUGGAUAAAGUACUCCAAGCAGGGAAGGCCGAAUGUGCGGAAUCCAUUCUUGGCAUGAGGUGGAUCCCUGGCAGUGAUCACUUCACUUACACCCUAGAGCUACGCGAAACCCUACAAGAGGUAUUGGCCGAGAACCACAUUCCCACGAAACGGGAAGUAUUACGGAUCGUCAUGAGUCUCUUCGACCCUUUGGGGUUGAUAACGUUCUUCUUAAUCCAUGGAAGAAUUCUUAUGCAGGACAUAUGGGCCACUGGCAUUGGCUGGGAUGAUACUAUCAACAGUGACUUGUACGAACGAUGGAGAUUGUGGUCUGGAUAUUUACCGCAGUUAAGUUCGAUCCGCGUUCCCCGUUGCUAUUUUGCAGGUGCUAAACAAGAAACAUACGCCGGAUUGCAAAUACACGUUUUCGUGGACGCUAGUGAAUUAGCCUAUUCUAGUGUGGUAUACUUUCGAGUGACAACUCCGUACGGCGUGGACACCAUUCUAGUAUCAGCGAAAUCAAAGGUAGCGCCGCUGAAAAUGCUUACCAUUCCCCGUUUGGAGCUUCAAGCGGCAGUGCUAGGGUCGCGCCUGUUAAACAGCGUCAUAGAAAUGCACGAUCUUCAAGUAACCAAAAGGAUACUCUGGACUGACUCUCGAACAGUGCUGGCAUGGUUAAACUCCGAUCAUCGCAAAUAUCACCAGUUCGUGGGCUUCCGUGUAGCAGAAAUCUUAUCAACGACGGGAGUAGAUGAAUGGCGGUGGAUUCCCACCAAAUCCAACGUAGCGGACCUUGCAACGAAGUGGGGAACGGGUCCUGAUAUGAGUGGUAGCGGUGUAUGGUUCUACGGCCCAGAAUUCCUACGUCAGCCGGAGAAUUUGUGGCCCCAGCAGCAACAAGCAUCUUCCUCGACUGUAGAGGAGAUCAGAUCAUGUAACGUUCACGUUUCAAAGCUGCAGCCGGUUGUAAACGUUGCUCGUUUUAGUCGAUGGGAGCGACUUCAGCGAACAUUAGGAUUCGUUCACCGGUUUAUCGAUAAUAUUAGGCGGAGACAACGAGGAGUUCCGCUGGAGUUGGGAAUCCUCACUCAAGCUGAACUGGCUGUGGCCGAACGAAGUCUAUGGAAGCAAGCACAAUACGAAUACUAUCAUCAAGAAGUGGAAGAUCUUUGCACAAAGAGUGGUCCGACGGUCUCAAAAUCAAGUAACAUCUAUAAACUGUGUCCCUUUUUGGAUAAGUAUGGUAUACUUCGCAUGCGGGGUCGGCUCGAUCUAGCUCCGUACGUACCAUAUGAAGCGAAGUUUCCAACAAUACUUCCACAACAAUCGACUAUCACGAAGCUUCUGGUAGAUUGGUUUCAUCGUCAAUAUAGACACGCAAAUUGAGAAAC
Aedes albopictus (Asian tiger mosquito) is the source of this 5368-nucleotide messenger RNA. RefSeq lists its product as uncharacterized. Lineage: Eukaryota; Metazoa; Arthropoda; Insecta; Diptera; Culicidae. Gene Ontology annotation, molecular function: nucleic acid binding; zinc ion binding. Bases 519 to 5363 code for a protein of 1614 amino acids. The record is from RefSeq and is a predicted model, not a curated record. The transcript is spliced from 2 exons.